AUGCUUCGGCAACAACUAAUUCGCUCGCUGAAGCGACCUGCGGUGAAGGCAGGCCUCAAUGGCUCAAGGACCUUUGCUGCCUCUGCCCGCCGGUCGGCGGAGGUGGAGAUCACUGUCGAUGGAAAGAAGGUAUCAAUCGAAGCCGGAUCCGCCCUUAUCCAAGCAUGCGAGAAAGCCGGCUCUACCGUCCCCCGAUACUGCUACCACGAGAAGCUCAUGAUCGCCGGAAACUGUCGUAUGUGUCUGGUUGAAGUGGAGCGGGCACCUAAACCUGUGGCAUCCUGCGCAUGGCCGGUACAGCCAGGGAUGGUCGUGAAGACCGAUUCGCCGCUCGUCCACAAGGCGCGCGAGGGUGUCAUGGAGUUCCUCCUUGCCAACCACCCGCUGGAUUGCCCUAUUUGCGACCAGGGAGGCGAGUGCGAUCUUCAAGACCAGUCAAUGCGAUAUGGCGCAGACCGCGGACGUUUCCACGAGAUUGGUGGCAAGCGUGCCGUCGAAGACAAGAACAUCGGGCCUCUGAUCAAGACCUCCAUGAACAGGUGUAUUCACUGCACACGCUGCGUCCGAUUUUCCAACGAUGUAGCCGGCGCGCCCGAGAUGGGCUCUACUGGUCGUGGCAACGACCUUCAGAUUGGUACUUACCUCGAGACCGCUCUUGAUACCGAGCUUUCUGGAAACGUCAUCGAUCUCUGCCCCGUGGGUGCUCUGCUAUCGAAGCCAUACGCUUUCAAGGCUCGUCCUUGGGAGCUCUACCACACGGAAACCGUGGAUGUGCUUGACGGCCUAGGCUCGAAUAUUCGCGUCGACGCUCGCGGUACUCAGGUCAUGCGCGUUCUUCCCCGCUUGAAUGACGACGUAAAUGAGGAAUGGAUCAACGAUAAGACUCGUUUCGCAUGCGACGCCCUCAGCACCCAGCGAUUGGUCAACCCCCUCAUCCGCGAAGGCGAUCAGUUCAAGCCUGCAUCUUGGGAACAGGCCCUUGUAGAGAUUGGUGAAGCGUACAAGAGGAUAGCACCCAAGGCCAACGAGUUUAAGGCUGUCACUGGUCACUUGACUGAGACCGAGACUCUCGUUGCCAUGAAGGAUUUGGCUAACAAGCUUGGUUCGGACAACCUCGCCCUCGACCAGCCUGGUGGCAGCGAGCCAAUUGCACACGGUGUCGACGUGCGGUCGAACUACUCGUUCAACUCUAAGAUCUAUGGUGUUGAAGAGGCUGAUGCUAUCCUUCUCAUUGGCACUAACCCCCGACACGAGGCCGCCGUUCUCAAUGCCCGUAUCAGGAAGCAGUGGCUGAGGUCUGAUCUGGAGAUUGGUCUCAUUGGCGAGGACUUUGAGAGCACCUUCGAGUACCAGAAGCUCGGCUCAUCUGCGACUGACCUGAAGACCGUUUUCUCUGGAGAAUUCGGCAAGAAGCUCCAGUCCGCUAAGAAGCCAAUGAUCAUCGUUGGCAGUGCGGUCACCGAGAACGCUGAUGCUAAGUCGUUCUACGAGCAGGUUGGCGCCUUUGUCGAGAAGAACAAGGCCAACUUCCAGACCGCCGAGUGGAACGGAUACAACAUUCUCCAGCGAACUGCAUCCCGUACAGGUGCCUACGACGUUGGCUUCACCGUUCCAUCACCUGAAGUCGCCAACACCACUCCCAAGUUCGUCUGGUUGUUGGGUGCGGACGAGGUUCACGAGGCAGAAAUUCCCAAGGAUGCUUUCGUUGUCUACCAGGGGCACCACGGUGAUCGGGCGGCACAGCUCGCCGAUGUUGUGCUCCCAGGUGCCGCAUACACCGAGAAGUCUGUCACAUACGUCAACACUGAAGGCCGAGUGCAGAUGAGCCGUGCUGCUGUCGGCCUGCCUGGUGCAUCAAGGGAAGACUGGAAGAUAAUCCGAGCUGCUUCAGAAUAUCUCGGUGCUGAGCUACCUUACGAUGAUGUUGAGCAGUUGAGGGACCGCAUGGAGGAGAUCUCUCCUGCUUUGCGGAAGUACGACGUCGUCGAGCCAGUAUCACUACCUGGCUUGAGCAAGGUCCAGCUUGUGGACCAGAACAAGGGAGCCAAGGCGUCGGGCGAGCCGCUCAAGAAGCCGAUUGAGAAUUUUUACUUCACAGAUUCCAUUUCAAGAAAUUCACCAACAAUGGCGCGUUGCUCAGCAGCAAAGGCGCAGAAGAACCCCAAGACAAACUUCAUGGCUGCUGGAUACCCCGACCCUCAAGUCGGGUACGGACCGCAGACGCCGCAAGAGGGUGCGUUGGCGGCGUAA
This is a messenger RNA of Didymosphaeria variabile, 2250 nucleotides long. It is a transcript of the gene NdufS1, whose product is annotated as ndufs1 NADH-ubiquinone oxidoreductase subunit. The transcript has 5 exons. The record is from RefSeq and is a predicted model, not a curated record. Gene Ontology annotation, biological process: ATP synthesis coupled electron transport. NCBI's taxonomy places the organism in Eukaryota, Fungi, Ascomycota, Dothideomycetes, Pleosporales, Didymosphaeriaceae. Gene Ontology annotation, molecular function: iron-sulfur cluster binding; NADH dehydrogenase (ubiquinone) activity. Gene Ontology annotation, cellular component: membrane. Bases 1 to 2250 code for a protein of 749 amino acids.